ACAGAAGUUCUUCCAUGGAAACGGGGGACGCUAGUCUGCUGGUGUGAGUAAAAAGUAAAAACAAGAUGAAAAGGAUGUUAUUAUGUUGUCUGGUGUUGGUCGGGUAUUGCUGAAUUGUUUAGAGACGUUAUGAUAUCUCAGAACGAACCCAAAGAAAGAGCAAGAUGCAGUUAAAACAAGCUAAUAUCGGGUUAGCUACCAACUAGCUGAGAACGUUUCUCCAGUGUAGUAAAAACCAUAGAAAGGAACAUGUAACACCAGAAACGAUCCACACAGCUUUUGAGAAGCAGCUGAAAGAUGUGGAAGGUAAGCGGUCGGAGUUCGGCUCUGGACCGAGCGCAGGCGCUGCUGUCAGCUAAAAGGAGCAGCGGAGGAGACGGAGGAGGCUCCACACGGGACUCACCGACCAAAACACAGGGUGGCUCCUUCAGAACCAGAUCUGUUCCUCCAAACAGCCACACUUUCUUCCCUGACCUGAGUGACCUGUCCUCAGAGAGCUCUGCUUCUGAGCACGGCGCUGAAGCCACCGGACCUGCUAAUACACAAGAAGACCCUGAGAGAAAGGGAGAUUCCUCCAAGGAUCUCAAGCCUCAGAGUUCAGUGGGAGAAGGCAGCAGAUUCUUAAAGAAGGCUCCAAAACCAGCUAACAGCAGCCAUUCGCCUGUCAGCAGGAAUCGAGCCCAGCGUGGCUCUCAGGCUCCAGUCUUACGUAGACUGGCUGAAAUCGAGAGUCAUGUCCGGAGCCGCAAGCAGGUGCUGGAGCAGGCUAAACAGGCCACAGCAGCUGCCCUCCAGAACACUGAGGCCUCUGUGGAGCUGUCAGCACAGGCUGACAGUGACCAGAGCCAGAAGAAAAACCAUUUCCUCAAACAAAAAACAGCAGGAGCUGUUCAACGCACUAAUACUGCUUCCCCUGAUGCAGCAAACCCUGCAGAUGUUGGUGUUAGGUCCCGAUCAAGAGCCAGUGAUCCUGUUGUACAUUCUGGAGGGUUGGAGAGGAAGCCCAGAAGAGUAAUGAGUGGCAUAAGUCUGGAAAGUGAUGAAGAAGACAUGAAGAAACUGAUUGGUGACUCAGUAGAGUCACUUAGCAUGUUAGGAUCUGUGAAAAUGCCACACAGGACACUCAGCAGUCACAGCCCAUCCCCUCCUGCUGCCGCCUGCUCUUCAUCACCCUCCAACGUCGCACCACCACGCUCUCCUGCUUCUCCGUCACGUCGCAGUUCCCCUUUUCGAUUCACCGGCCAGGCCCAUGCCCAGUUCAGUCCCUCUGUGCUCUCCCCCUCGCCCUCUCCUCCCCAUGCCCACCCCUCACAUCCAGACCGACUGGGUUCAUCUCAGAAUCCAGACACUCUGCAGCGGCGCUCCCACUCGUCCUCGUCAAGUCGUGAUGAAGUACUUUCUCUGGAGGACGUGAUUCCUGUGAAGCCUGCUUCUGAAGAUCCACACAGUCACAUGAGUUCAGUUUCUUCAGAAGAAGCCCUAGAAGACUUCAAGAUCAAUGUGAUGACACUUGAUGAGCUUAUUCCUGCAUCUACUGGAACAGCUUCAGAAACGCCAGGAAGACAGAAUGAAAACAAACUGGUCGACCCUGUUCCUGGAUCCCAAAGUAGACACCAGCGUUCGCCACAGGAGGAGAUGCAAGAGGUGGUUCCAGACUAUCACAGUGACUUUGACAGUGAUUCUAGCGCCAGGCAGAUCUCAGAACACCUGGGACAUGAUGAUGAGGAUGAAGCAGAGGUGCGGUCAGAGGUCAGACAGGUUUCCUGGACAGACGAAUCUCACAAGAACACAAACGAUGAUUAUUCCUCUAUUUUCUCUGAGCCAAGUUGCUUCAGUGUCCGCCGGACUUCAAAUCUAGGUCAGAGGUCGGAGUCCUUAAGCAAAAGCAGAACUUCAAUGACACGUAGCAGCUGGAGCUCAUCUCAGUAUUUAAGAAGGCGUGCCUCAACCAGGAGGAAUUUUAAAGAGGCAGCAGUACAAACUCAACCGGAUCCACUGGCUGACUCCUGGUCAGCUGGUGUUGCCCCACUGGACUCCACAGUGAGCAGGAUGUACAUGAGGCCCACUGCUGUGGUCCCCCAUACUGACAGUGCAGAGAGAUUGGAAGCCAUCAGCAGGUUUGACCCAGCUGCAUUUGCGCUCAAUGAAAUGCUGAAACAGCAGCUCACCAUGACGAAGCAGUUCAUGGACCGCAGCGAACACCUCCACUCCUGCUUGCUAAGAAGCCUGGGACCACCCAACUACAGAUACACCACACUGGAGGAAACCAUCCAGAACAUCUGUAAGCACAAACAUUCCAAACCUACAAAGGAGAAAGCCUAGAGGAGGUUCUGCAGGAAAUGAUGGGCUACCAGAGGGCGUCACAGCUGCUUCAGAGACAUCCUGCAGCCGCCACAGAUUCACAUGCUGCUGUGCCAGGACAAAAACAUUUUAUUAAUGGAUUUAUAGAAAGAAAAACAACUGACAGAAAGUUAAUACAGUACUGUUGAAAGUGCUGUUUCCAAUACUUUGGAUAUUCAGAACAGUUUUUCCAGUAUGAAGUCACUGCACAGCAGACAUGAACAAGCAGCAGGAACUUGAACAUGUUCCUCAUUAACAUCAGCCAUGUAAAUAAAGCCACAUGAUGAAGUAACAAAAUGUUUA
Girardinichthys multiradiatus is the source of this 2643-nucleotide messenger RNA. RefSeq names its product chromosome 9 C19orf44 homolog (gene c9h19orf44). The transcript has 10 exons. The record is from RefSeq and is a predicted model, not a curated record. NCBI's taxonomy places the organism in Eukaryota, Metazoa, Chordata, Actinopteri, Cyprinodontiformes, Goodeidae. Bases 298 to 2322 code for a protein of 674 amino acids.